CACAAGGGCCACGCCUCCCGAAUGAUACCAUCCCUAUUGGCUACAUGGAGCGCCAAGCCCGGUCCAAAGGUGCUGGCAGUGUGCCCUGCAGCUGCAAGCAUGGCCUCUCCACGGGCCCAAGCCCCCCCGCCGGAGAUACCAGAACAGAACUGCAGGUACCGUGAGGUUCAGUACUGGGACCAGCGCUACCGGAAUGCGGCUGACUCUGCCCCCUACGAGUGGUUCGGGGACUUCUCCUCCUUCCGUGCCCUCCUGGAGCCUGAGCUGCGGCCCGAAGACCGUAUCCUCGUGCUAGGCUGUGGGAACAGUGCCCUGAGCUACGAGCUGUUCCUUGGAGGCUUCCCUGAUGUGACCAGUGUGGACUACUCAUCAGUAGUGGUGGCUGCGAUGCAGGCUCGAUAUGCGCAUGUGCCCACACUGCGCUGGGAGACCAUGGAUGUGCGGGCACUGGACUUCCCCAGUGGCUCCUUCGAAGUGGUGCUCGAGAAGGGCAUGCUGGAUGCCCUGUUAGCUGGAGAACAGGAUCCCUGGAAUGUGUCUUCUGAAGGUGUCCACACCGUGGACCAGGUGCUAAGUGAGGUGAGCCGGGUGCUGGUCCAUGGAGGCCGUUUCAUCUCAUUGACCUCAGCUGCUCCCCACUUUCGGAUCAGACACUAUGCCCAAGCCCGAUAUGGCUGGUCCCUGAGGCAUGCAACCUAUGGCAACAGUUUCCACUUCCAUCUUUACAUCAUGCAGAAGGGCAGAGAGCUCACUAUAGCCCAGCUGGCUGUUGGGACCCAGGUCCUCUCACCACCUAGACCUCCCACCACACCUUGCUUCCUCCAGGACUCAGAUCACGAGGACUUCCUCAAUGCCAUUCAGCUGUGAGGCCAGAGGCAUGGUCCUCUGGCCCUCCCUGCCUUUCUGCCUUGGACUCUUCAAGUACUUGGAAUUCCUGACUCAGGGCUUAGGGUUUGAUUCAAGGUGUUCACAGUCCCAGAGGGCUCAUGCCUAAGAUAGAGCUGAUGGGAGCAACCCCACCUGAAACAAUACAGCCCAGGUCAAACUAGAUCCCAGAUCCCAGGUUUCUGGUUCCUUCUUAGGUUCCUCAGAUUUUCCCUGGAUUCCCCAACUUCCUCCCUUACCGUACUGAAUCACCAGUGAUUCAUCCCCUAGGGCAAAGCUCAGCACAACCCCUCCACAUGCCAGCCAGACUCCGAGACCUGCAUCCCUGGGGCCUAUUAUUGACCCCCGUUCAACUUGGAUUUAUCCAAAGGAGGCUGCAGACUUGGAAUCAAGAUUGCUUUAUGCUUCUGAUUCCAGCUUCAGCUCCAACUCUAGUCUCCUAUCCUGCUUGGAUUGUAUAUUUACCCAAGGAAGCUACAUUGCAAUGAACUUCUCAGACCAGGCUGGCCUGCCUGCUUACUUGGCAACCCUUCCCUGCCAGCAACAUGCACCUGAGACUCCCAAGUCUCUGCCCCCUCCCCAGAAGGGGUUGGAGCCAUUUUGGCCCGGCUCCUGAGCAGACCAAAGCAGUGGUCACACACACGCAGGGAGGUCUGUGUUUAUUCACACACUCCUGGUACAGUGAGGGUGGAGGAACAUUUACAAAGGACACCCCUGGGUUGAAAACAUCUCCAGGGCCAC
Molecule: messenger RNA, 1626 nt
Organism: Neomonachus schauinslandi (Hawaiian monk seal)
Lineage: Eukaryota; Metazoa; Chordata; Mammalia; Carnivora; Phocidae
Gene: EEF1AKMT4
Product: EEF1A lysine methyltransferase 4
Exons: 3
Coding region: 22-867 (281 amino acids)
Molecular function (GO): S-adenosylmethionine-dependent methyltransferase activity
Source: RefSeq, a predicted model, not a curated record